AUGACUGAUUCUCAAGCAUCUUCACAUUGUCCAUCACCAAUGGAAACGUCUUCAUCCGACAUUAUAUUAUCUGCAACUCACGAUAAUGAAUUUAUGCAUAUUUCUAUACAACCUUCACAAAAUGAGAUUCGUUCUCCAUGUGAUAUUUGUUGUGUUGUUGAUACAUCAGGUUCAAUGUCAGAUGCAGCAGAAAUUCAAAAUGAUAAACAUGAGCAUUAUGGACUAUCUCAGUUAGAUUUGGUUAAACAUGCACUUAAAACAAUUAUAAAUUCUCUUCAAGAUCAAGAUCGACUAUCACUUAUUUCAUUUUCUGAUAAAGCUAAAACCUUAUUUAAAUUAACAGCAAUGGAUGAAGCUGGAAAAACAAAAGCUUUAAACGAAGUUGAAAAAUUACGGAGUGAUGGAUCCACAAACUUAUGGGAUGGUCUUCGAACUGGUCUUGAACUUCUAGCUAAACAACAAGAUUCUAUUCGAAGUAUUUCAGCUUUGUUUCUUCUCACUGAUGGUUGUCCUACGGAAAUACCCGAAGGUGGUCAUCUAGAAUCAUUAGAAAAACUUAAGAAAAAAAUUAAUUUCACUUGUACUAUUAAUACAUUUGGCUUCGGAUAUCAGUUGGAUAGUAAAUUACUUGAAGAUAUUUCCAUAUUAGGUAAUGCUGGUUCAUAUGCAUUUAUUCCUGAUGGAGGAUUCGUUGGAACAAUCUUUGUUAAUGCUAUUUCGACAUUAUUAACAACAACAGCAACUAAUGUACAGUUCUUGAUUCAUGAUGUACAUAUUGAAGACUCUGAUUACACUCGUUGGUACUCGAUAAGUAAAAAUAAACAAGGUACUUUAUUCGAUUUGGGUUCUAUUACAUAUGGUCAAAGCAAAGAUUUACUUAUUCCAUAUUCUCAUCAACUGUCGACUCAAUGUAACUUCACUUUGACAUAUAACAAUGCACGAAACAUUAAGAAAACUAUUGAAUUUCAAGUGUCGAACAAUCUUCAACAGGCUAAUCCAAAUCUAAUCCGUCAACAGAAAUUUCGUUUACAAUUUGUUCAUUCAGUACGGACAGCAUUAGAACACAUGCGUCAAAUAAAAACAAACGUAACAGAAGACAAACAGGAACAUGAAGAAGCAAUCAACCAAAUUGAAAAAUUAGAAAACGAUAUGAAGAGUUAUGCAGAUGAAACAGAUAAAUAUAUUAAAGAUUUAUUUAGUGAUUUAACAGGACAAGUAAAAGAAGCUAUUGGAAAAAUGGAAUGGUUCAAAAAAUGGGGUGUGCAUUUUUUGCCUAGUUUAACACGUGCACAUCUUCUUCAAUUUUGUAACAAUUUUAAAGAUCCAGGUGUUCAACAUUACGGAAAGGGUUUACUUUUCUCACAAAUACGAGAUGAAAUGGAUGAUAUAUUUUGUAGUUUACCAGCUCCAAAACGUACGGAGACUGAUGCUACUAUAGAUAUGUCAGUUUUUCAUAAUGCAUCUGCUGGAUGUUUUUAUGGAGAAUGUACUGUACGUCUUAUGAAUGGUUCUUUGAAAUUAGUAAAAGAUGUUCAACCUGAUGAUCGAUUAGCACCACAUGGUGGAAUGGUAAAAUUUGUUGUGAAAACAAUAUGUAAAAAUCGAAAAGCUAAAAUGGUUAUAGUUGAAAAUAACUUAAUUAUUACUGCUUGGCAUCCUAUUCGCGCGAAUCAACAAUGGAUUAUGCCUUGUACACUUGUCUCAUCACCCAAUGAGAUUUCUUGUGAAGCUGUAUAUAAUUUUGCACUCGAUCAAGGUCAUACAGUAUUAGUAAACGAUGUUGAAUGUGUCACUUUAGGUCAUGGAUUUCAAGAAGAUAUUGUACGUCAUGCAUAUUAUGGAAGUCAACGAGUAAUUAAAGAUUUAGAGAAGUUGAAUAUGCAACAAAAGAAUGGAGGAAUAAUUGAAAUUAGUGAGGAAAUGUUACAACGUAAGAAUAAAACUGGUCUUGUAAAUGGAUUACAGUGGCAAGAAAUAUUAGUUCAAUGA
This is a messenger RNA of Rotaria sp. Silwood1, 1989 nucleotides long. Lineage: Eukaryota; Metazoa; Rotifera; Eurotatoria; Philodinida; Philodinidae. The record is from the annotation of a GenBank genome assembly.